GCUGCUGCGCGUCUGAAUGGAGCUGUAAUUACUACCAGACUAUUUCCUGAGACUCCUCCACACUUCUGCUCGUGUAAUGGCGGCGGUGUUUGCGGAUCUGUAACCCCUAAACCAGCGCUGUUUGUCCGGGUGCGGAAAGUUGAUGGGAGCGCCGGGCCGGCGGUGCGUAACCGGAUCUGGAUACUUUUGGGCAGUUUUCUCGGAGACGCUCCACACUGCGGAGGCGCCGCUGGAGCUCCGUGUUCGGCUCGGAGGACGGAACUGCAGUCGAGAAUAAAGCGGUGGACGAAUUUUGGAAGCACUUGACUGGAUUGGAGUGGAACAGGAGCGCGGUCUGCGAUGGACGAUGGCAUCAUGAUCCUGCUCCUCAUGGUGUUGAUGGUUGUACCAGCUGCCAGCGUGGAAGAUAAAGCGGCGAAUGUGACUGACAUCGAGUGUGUGUGUGACGGGCAGUCAUGCGGCGGCGCUGGGCGCUGCUUCGGCCGCCGGUGCUUCUCGGCUCUCUCCAUCCAGAACGGGACGGCCCUGCGACAGAAGGGGUGCAUUGUGGGUAGGGAUGAAGAGGCGGUCCGGUGCGGAAGCUCUCUGCUGGAGUCGGGCAUGGUGGUGCAGUGCUGCCAGGAGACGCUGUGCAACAGCAACGUUACUGUGAAGAUGCCAGGCUCAGACGUCGGUCCCGUGCCGGACUCCGUACAGCACGCGUGUGUAUGUGAAGGACCGGAGUGUGCCAGCGGGGGGCGCUGUUCAGGAGAUCUGUGUUAUUCUUCGGUCACGGUGACGGACGGGAAGCUGCGGCACCGUAAAGGCUGUUACGCCGCCUCACAGAGGGGCGGGGCUAAAUGUGACACGCCCACCUCACCUGAUAGUAUCGUCACGUGCUGUUCGGGUCACCUGUGUAAUGCCAACAUCACGGCGGACCCCCCCACCAAAGAUGCAGAAGUGAAGCCGGUUCCCCGAGAGCACGAGUGUGUGUGCGAGGGUCGCUCGUGUGUGAGCGGUCAGCGGUGUACGGGUCAGCAGUGUUUCUCCUCUCUCACCGUGAGCGACGGGAUGCUGGUUUAUCAGAAGGGCUGCUUCACCGUGUACGAGCAGGGGCGCAUGACCUGCAAAACUCCGCCCUCGCCCGACCAGAUCGUGGAGUGCUGCCAGGCUCACCUGUGCAACAUGAACCUGAGUGUGGCUCUGCCGGUGAGAGUGGUGGAGGGUCCGAACUACAGCGUGACCACACUGAUCAUCGUAAUCGUGGCUCCCGUCAUCGUCCUCAUCAUCCUCUCCACGGCGGCGAUCCUGGUAUUCCGGCGGAUCCACCGUAACCAGAUGGAGCGCCUGACGGCCCGCGAUGCCGAGUACGGAACCAUCGACGGGCUCAUUGCGUCCAAUGUUGGCGAAAGCACGCUGGCGGAUCUGUUGGAUCACUCCUGCACGUCGGGCAGCGGUUCAGGACUCCCCUUCCUGGUUCAGAGAACAGUUGCCAGACAGAUCACACUGAACGAGUGUGUGGGUAAAGGCCGAUACGGAGAGGUUUGGAGAGGACAGUGGCAGGGUGAGAACGUGGCCGUGAAGAUCUUUUCAUCUCGGGACGAGAAGUCCUGGUUCAGAGAGACGGAGAUCUACAACACGGUCCUGCUGAGGCACGAGAACAUUCUGGGUUUCAUCGCGUCAGACAUGACCUCCCGUAACUCCAGCACUCAGCUCUGGCUGAUCACGCACUACCACGAGAUGGGCUCGCUGUACGACUACCUGCAGCUGAGCACGCUGGACGCCCCAGCCUGCCUCAGGAUGGCGCUGUCCAUCGCCAGCGGCCUGGCGCAUCUUCACGUGGAGAUCUUCGGCACGCAGGGCAAGCCGGCCAUCGCUCACCGAGACCUGAAGAGCAAGAACGUUCUGGUCAAUAAGAACGGCCAGUGCUGCAUCGCCGACCUCGGUCUGGCUGUGAUGCAUUACCAGGACACGAACGAGCUGGACGUAGGGAAUAACCCUAAAGUGGGCACCAAGCGCUACAUGGCCCCGGAGGUACUGGACGACUCCAUUCAGGUGGACUGUUUUGAGUCAUACAAGCGAGUGGACAUCUGGGCAUUCGGACUCGUCCUGUGGGAGAUCGCCAGACGUACAGUCAGUAAUGGUAUUGUAGAAGACUACAAGCCUCCCUUCCAUGAUGCAGUACCCAGUGACCCCAGCUUCGAGGACAUGAAGAAGGUGGUGUGUAUAGACCAACAAAGACCCAACAUCCCCAACCGAUGGUUCUCAGACUCGACUUUAACGUCCAUCUCCAAGCUGAUGAAGGAGUGCUGGUACCAGAACCCGUCAGCGAGGCUCACGGCCCUGCGCAUCAAAAAGACUCUGACCAAAAUCGAUAACUGCUUGGACAAAAUAAAAGCGGACAUUUGAACUUUCGAGCACGGAAGAUCUACAUCCACAAAGGCCUUUAUCGCGUCCGGCAAGACGGGACGUCCGGAGAUCCGGGAGAGAGAAAAAAAGAGACUGUAAGGGCACGGUGCCCUCCUAGUGGCACAAUGUAUUUAUUUUAAAAGCUACCGUGGGACUUGUCGUCGGCAUCCAAAGAUGGCACAGAGGGCAUUUAACAGACUGUAGAUGUGUGACUUGACCUCGCUUCACACGCAGUCACAUUUUUUUAUUAUUAAAAAGAAGAGACUGUUACACUAGCAGCACCAGGCGGACGUCGCUUCAGAGCUAAAGUUUACCUUCUAAUGCAGCUUCGAUCUCUGGAACGUUUUCCAGAGACGACGUAUUUCGUUUAGCAAUAUUGUCCGUGCUUCGUUUUGAUUCAUUGCACUGGCAGGCGCUGCUGGCAUUCCUUACUUGCUCUGCUACAGAAGAAUCCCGAGCGUAAAGACAAUGACGAAAUGCCAAAACGGCUGUAUUUUAUAUUCCACUAGCACCGUAUCCUUAACUAGUAUCCAUCACAGGUAACGCGAGCUCUGUUUAGUUUUACUUUGUGUUUUGUUAUCUUUAUUGUUUACCUUUUGCACUGCCAUUUACAGUAUCAUGGGAAAAAGCAUCUCUGUUUUCAUUUAUUCAUCCAUUCAUCCAUUUAUUGACAUCACUCGAGCUGUAAUUUAUUUAACUCUGUUUUCCAGUCGUACAUCCGGCCCGAGAUGUUACGUCUCACAGAUAUUUUUUGUAUUAAUAAGCAUUUAGCGUUUUGUUUUUUUUGUUUGUUUCAUAAGCUUUAUUGAGUAUAGAUGCUAAAAGAGUAAAUAAAAAAGAUUC
Molecule: messenger RNA, 3231 nt
Organism: Trichomycterus rosablanca
Lineage: Eukaryota; Metazoa; Chordata; Actinopteri; Siluriformes; Trichomycteridae
Product: activin receptor type-1-like
Exons: 12
Coding region: 340-2388 (682 amino acids)
Biological process (GO): transforming growth factor beta receptor signaling pathway; heart development; cellular response to growth factor stimulus
Cellular component (GO): BMP receptor complex; plasma membrane
Molecular function (GO): ATP binding; transmembrane receptor protein serine/threonine kinase activity
Source: RefSeq, a predicted model, not a curated record